AGAGAGAGAGAGAGAGAGAGAGAGAGAGGUGGGAUCGGGGUGGUGUCGGCUAAGGCGUCUUAGAGACAGCAGCAGCGUUGACAACAGCAGCAGCUUCCAUUUCGCCGGAAAACCAAACCAAACCAAACGAACGGAAUAUAGAGCAAGCGAGCGAGCGAGCGAGAGAGAGAGAUACAGCGAGCGGGAGAGAGAGUCAUUCUGGAUAAACGGAUUAUUUUCUGGGGGUACCUUGCCACCGAGACAAGGGCGUUGACAUCGUUCUAGCGGAGAGCGAACGCUCCGUCGCCUGGCCGCAGCAGCAGCAGCUUCAGCACCUUGGACAGAGCUCCACAAUGGCUCCUAUGGACGAGGGUGGGGCUCCCAUCGUGGAGUUGCCGAUGGGCGUCACCGUGGUGAGCGUGUUCGGCCUGGUCUUCACCGCCUCGGCCUUCGCCUGGAUCUGCUGCCAGCGCAAGAACAACACCAAGUCCCAGAAGACACCUCCCUACAAGUUUGUGCACAUGCUCAAAGGGGUGGACAUCUACCCCGAGAGCCUGGGCGGCAAGAAGAAGUUCGCCAACGCCGACGCCGACGCCGCCGAGGCGGGGAAAACCGACGUCAACGGGAACUGCCACGCCCCCUCCCCCCCCCUCCCGGCCGCCUCCCCCAACGGCUCCAGACCCGGCCUCCACCUGGACCUGGAGAACCGGGAUCUGAACGGCAACUUCCCCGACCAGGCCACCUACAACCAGCAGAAGGUCCGCAGCUCCCCUGACCUGGAGCCGCCCUCGCCCCGCCUGGGGUGCGCCCGGCCCGGGGCGACGGACCGCCGCCGCGACGCGCCCUCCCCCUCCAGCUCCCUGUCCAGCCUGGCCCCCACCCCGGCGGCCCCGCUGGACAACCGCCCCCCCCAGGGGGAGGUGGAGGCCCCGGCCGGCCUGGGGACGCUGCACUUCUCCCUGGAGUACCAGGCCGAGCGGAAGGCCUUCGUGGUGCACAUCAUGGAGGCCCACGGCCUGACCCCGACCGACGAGCAGUCGCUGACCUCCGACCCCUACAUCAAGCUGACCCUGCUGCCCGAGAAGAAGCACCGGGUCAAGACCCGCGUGCUCCGCAAGACCCUGGAGCCGGCCUUCGACGAGACCUUCAGCUUCUACGGCGUGGCGGCGGCGCGCGUGCCCGAGCUGGCGCUGCACUUCAACGUGCUGAGCUUCGACCGCUUCUCCCGCGACCGCGUCAUCGGCGAGACCCUCGUCCCGCUGGCGGGCCUAGACCUGUCGGAGGGCCGCGUGCUCAUGAGCCGGGAGAUCGUCAAGAGGAACGUCAAGAAGUGCGUGGGCCGUGGUGAGCUGCUGCUGUCUCUGUGCUACCAGUCCACCAGCAACACUCUGACCGUGGUGGUGCUGAAGGCCCGGCAGCUGCCCAGAACCGAGAACAACAAUGGACCCAUAGACCCCUACGUCAAGGUAAACCUGUACCAGGGGAAGAAGCGGGUGAGCAAGAAGAAAGCGCACGUGAAGAAGUGCACGCCCAACCCCGUGUUCAACGACGUCUUCGUCUUCGACCUGCCGUCGGACGGCGGCCUGCGGGACACCAGCGUGGAGCUGCUGCUGCUGGACUCGGAGCGGGCCCGCGGCGGUGGCGGCGGCGGUGGCGGCGGCGGCGGCGGCGACUCGCACGGCUCCAAGCCCGUCCUGGGGCGGCUGGUGCUGGGCACCGACGCGCCCGGCACCCCCGGCCAGCACUGGAGGGAGAUCUGCGAGCACCCGCGCCGGCAGAUCGCCAAAUGGCACGCCAUGCUGGAGGACUAACGCACAGGACGCCCCCGUCGGUCCUGUUUACCGGGGUUUUCCAUUCGCAGUGGGGGGUGGGGCGGGG
This is a messenger RNA of Gadus morhua (Atlantic cod), 1857 nucleotides long. RefSeq names its product synaptotagmin IV (gene syt4). NCBI's taxonomy places the organism in Eukaryota, Metazoa, Chordata, Actinopteri, Gadiformes, Gadidae. Gene Ontology annotation, cellular component: axon; plasma membrane; synapse. The record is from RefSeq and is a predicted model, not a curated record. The coding region runs from base 333 to 1790 and encodes 485 amino acids. The transcript has 5 exons. Gene Ontology annotation, molecular function: calcium ion binding; calcium-dependent phospholipid binding; clathrin binding. Gene Ontology annotation, biological process: calcium ion-regulated exocytosis of neurotransmitter; vesicle fusion.